Molecule: messenger RNA, 638 nt
Organism: Raphanus sativus (radish)
Lineage: Eukaryota; Viridiplantae; Streptophyta; Magnoliopsida; Brassicales; Brassicaceae
Product: ethylene-responsive transcription factor ERF019
Exons: 1
Coding region: 40-432 (130 amino acids)
Biological process (GO): regulation of DNA-templated transcription
Molecular function (GO): DNA-binding transcription factor activity; DNA binding
Source: RefSeq, a predicted model, not a curated record
CUCCUAUCCAGAUUCAAACACAAACACAAACACACGAACAUGGAUUACAGAGACACCAUUGAAACUCAAUCUAAGUACAAAGGCAUCCGUCGUCGGAAAUGGGGAAAAUGGGUAUCGGAGAUACGAGUUCCGGGAACUCGCGACCGUCUCUGGCUAGGCUCAUUCUCAACGGCCGAAGGAGCGGCCGUAGCGCACGACGUGGCUUUCUACUGUUUGCACCAACCGAACUCGCUAGAGUCUCUCAACUUCCCUCACUUGCUUCCUCCUUCCAUCGCUUCUAAAACUUCGCCGAGGUCUAUCCAGCAAGCUGCUUCUAACGCCGGAAUGGCCGUUGACGCCGGGAUCGUUAACAGUGAUCAUCGCACGUCCGGGGAUGGAGGUGCUUUGAAUAUAUCAGUGUAUGAUUAUCUGGACGGUCACAAUCACGUUUGAUCUUCUUCUUCUUUGUUUUUAAAAAUUAAGAUACAGCUAUGGAAAGACGACACUGAUGGAGGAGCCUGGUGUAAGUAAACAGAACGUUGUGAAUAUACAUGUAUACGAUUAUGUUUUCGGUAUCGGCCCAAUUCUUGGAAACUUCGGUUGUAACGCUUUGAUUGUUUCAGACAAUAAUUAUACACGUAUUGUUGUGUUUGAUAAAA